CUGGUAAUGUGAUGUGGUUGUUUGGCAACAAAGACUCCGGUGCUACUUUGGGCGCUGUUAGUUCCAUUGGACUUGGUUUCACGAACGAUCCCGUGCCCGGAUUUUCACUAGUUCCUUCCGAUCCGAAUCGUACUUGUACUAUCCAAGCUCCUUAUCGUUCAGAAUGGCGGAUCCGGCGUGCUUUACAUCGAAAACAGAACAACCAGGAGGUCACCAUGUUUUCCAUGUCACUUUAUUCCAAUUGUCUAUCUUCUUCUGACAAGGAGUUGGUUUUGGAAUCCCUUCGUCAAACUGUAAAGUGGAUGAAAGCUCUACGACAUCCGAACAUCUUGAAUUGGUUGGGUGGCACCGAGCUUAGCAGCACCAAAUUGGAAGGUGACUUCCAUAUAAUCACCGAACAAGUAGUACCGCUUCGGGAAUAUUUGCGAAUGAAAGCAGACAGUGGGAACUUCAACUUUAUUUCCUCUUGGGGUGUGCACCAGAUUUCCCGUGCACUGGCCUUCUUGAAUGAUGAUGCCAAGUUAUCCCACAAUGCUGUUCGACUAGAUGCCAUAUUCGUUGCCACUUCGGGUGAAUGGCAUCUUGGUGGAUUGGAUUUCAUCGGUCCUGUCGACGAACCCCCGCCGACCAGCCGAGCCACCGCCGCCUUUGUUCAGCUGGAUCAGUCUGGUUCUGAUCCCUAUUCACCGCCAGACAGUCGCCUUCGAGACGCAUGGGGACUCGGCUGUCUGAUUUGGGAAAUUUUCAAUCCAGACUGCACUUUACGGGACAGAGCCCAGCUCACAUCCCCGGAUGCUCUUCAACGUUUACCGAAAUGUUUGGUCCCUGAAUAUCGCCGUCUUGUUGCCCCCAGCGCCAUUCGAGGCACCAAGAAACGAUCCACCGUUUCACAAUUCCUAGAGCAAUCCCGCAAUAGGGAAAAGGGUGGAUUUUUCGCUAAUCAGUAUGUAGAUACCCUGUUAUUUUUGGAAGAGAUUCAGCUCAAAGAUGCUGAGGAGAAAACCCGAUUCCUUGCUUCACUGCCGGAUUUGGUUGGCAGUUUUCCAGAUGAUGUGUGUCGUCAUAAGAUCAUGCCUCACCUUCUCAAUGAUUUGCGGUAUGGGUCUGCUGGUGUGGAAGCCCUGAUUCCCGCACUCCGUCUUCUUCCUUUGUUGUCCCCGUCGGAGUUCGAGGCCGACGUGCUGCCGUGUCUUGUCAAAUUAUUCACUUCUCCUGAACGAGCUACUCGAGUCCGGUUGCUGGAACAGCUUCCAAACUUUGUCACUAAUUUGCCAAUGAAAGUGGUUGAAGCACAAAUCUACACUCCUGUUGCUGCCGGAUUCUCUGAUGCCAAUCCUAUCGUCCGUGAGGCCACCGUAAGAGCGAUGGUUCAUUUGGCGCCCAAGUUGUCUAGCAAGCUGCUCAACGACUCUUUGCCGCGCUACCUUAUUGGAGUCCAGACUAAGGAUAGUCAAGGCGGAAUCAGAACUAACGCCACUGUGUGUUUAGCUAAAUUAGCUUCCCAAUUCUCUGUGCAAGUGCAACAAGGUGCACUGUUGAAUGCGUUCCUCCGUUCCACACGAGACCCAUUUGUCCCCUGCCGCAAGGCUGCUUUGGCCGCAUUGGCCGCUUCACAGGAGCUGUACACCGUUGAUCAGCUAGCAAGCAAGGUGAUGCCGUGCCUAUCUUUCUUGACAGUCGAUCCUGAGAAGUCUAUUCGAGAGGACGCAUUCCGUGCGAUUCGAUCGAUUCUUGACAAAUUGCAACAGAACAGUGAGAAUCCUCAGUCGAAGGAUACUGCAUCCCAAGCACCCCACGCUGCAGGCACGGAGAUCAAAUCGGGUCGUGCAGCUGCUGCCGCUGCUCUUGGUAAUCUGGCUUGGUCAGCUUUGUCUUUCUCUUCACGGUGGAUAUCGAAUGCUUCAGCAACAGGCGCUCCUCAAGCUGAUAGAUUGCCCCCUCCAGCCGCCUCGACCACUGUCGAUGACCGUAGUGCUUCACUUGUGAACGAAAAGCCUGUUGGUUCACCGAGGUCCAUCACAUCCCAUCAUGCUGUCGGUCUCGUGAAUAAUUCCGUGCCACUCAAGUCCGCCAUCGAGCCUACCACAGAUGUAUUACUAUCACCUACUCAGACCAGCUGUCAAGACGAUCAGGUGAUUGAUGAUGUCAGUGACUGGGGUAACUUGGAGACGACGGACUGGGUAUCCGACGCCGCACAAAAUGCUCCUCCCAUAUCUUCUCAUAAUUUGGUCCAAGACGCGUUGAUCUCUUCAUCAGUCAAAGACGAUUGGGAUGUCGAUCGUUUCUUUGAUUUGCUUACAGUCGAUGCACAACCCAAAUCCACACAGUCCACCAUGCAUACGGAUUCUAUUGGUCUCUCCUCAGUAAAACAAACGUCGAAGCCGGCAUCCAAACCUAAGAUUGUUCGCACCAAGCCUCAUUCCACAAAAUCGACCGUUCCUCCAAAACCCACAGUAGAAGACUCUAACUGGGAUGAGUGGUAAUUUUUUUCGUUUGCGCUUCAUUCAAUCACGGACCAAUCAGUGCCAAUGUCUUCUCAUACGUCCAUCUCCUUCGCCUAUUUCACAGCUUCACUGUGAUAUUCCUACCCUCCAGCUCAUCGUUCUCAUUGUAGUGCCUGUGCUUUUCAUGCCUUCUGCUCCUAGUCCCUGGUCUCCCAGAAUCUGGUAACAUAGUGCCCUCGUAUGGUCACUACAUUCGCACCCGCGGACUUCCAGACUAAUAAAUUAUUCCUCUUAUGAACUCUUCUUCCUGUGGAACUGUCUUUCAUCGCGGGACUCGGGGAACACUUUACCCUUCUUCAGCGCUAGGCGAUAUUUUCUAGUGCGCAUUUCCAUGAAAUUCUUUUUAUUUUUCCAUCAUUGCUGAAAACUGGAAUUAUUGAGCUGUUAUCCGCGCGAUUUUACUGUGCUGUAACAUGUACUGCACUGUUUUUCUCCUCCAAUACAAUCAGUUGUAUAUCUUGC
Dicrocoelium dendriticum is the source of this 2966-nucleotide messenger RNA. The record is from the annotation of a GenBank genome assembly. NCBI's taxonomy places the organism in Eukaryota, Metazoa, Platyhelminthes, Trematoda, Plagiorchiida, Dicrocoeliidae.